Myxocyprinus asiaticus (Chinese sucker) is the source of this 2482-nucleotide messenger RNA. Its product is annotated as calpain-3-like. Gene Ontology annotation, molecular function: calcium-dependent cysteine-type endopeptidase activity; calcium ion binding. The transcript is spliced from 11 exons. The record is from RefSeq and is a predicted model, not a curated record. Gene Ontology annotation, cellular component: cytoplasm. Bases 1054 to 1686 code for a protein of 210 amino acids. Gene Ontology annotation, biological process: proteolysis; negative regulation of apoptotic process. NCBI's taxonomy places the organism in Eukaryota, Metazoa, Chordata, Actinopteri, Cypriniformes, Catostomidae.
CCAUCCAUGAUACAAUGAAGGGCAACCAGCAACAGCUCCCAAAAGAUUUCUUCCUUUAUAAUGCCUCCAAGGCUCAUUGCAAGUCUUACGUCAACAUGCGUGAGGUGUUGGAGCGUUUCUGCCUGGCUCCUGGUGAGUAUGUCAUCGUCCCGUCCACCUUCGAUCCUCACAAGGAGAGCUAGUUUCUUCUCAGAGUCUUCUCUGAGAACAGGAGCACAUCAGAGUGAGUGUUAAACCUCUAAUUCUAUAUGAUUGUAAGUUUAACAUUUCGUGAUUUCAUCAUUAAAAAACAUGAACUAUCAUAAUAUAAUGCUUAAUAAAUCAUUAGUUCAUGUGCAUUCAAAUAGAUGUAUAAGUCAUGACACUUCUUAAAUUCAGAUGUUGUUGUUUUUUUACACAUGCUCGUAUUUAAAUGUACAGUGGCCCAAAAAAGCACUUGGGCACUUUUGGACACUUAAGUCACACUUAAAAUGUCUUAAAAUAUCUGAAUGUCAUUGCAUUUUAAACAAAAUAUCAAACCAUUUUAUUCAAACCAUCUGCAAACAAAUGAUACUAGAUUGCUUUCAGAACUAACUUCACUUUUCUUAGACAUCUUUGCAAUUACAUUUUACCCACUAGUGUCAAGGUAAUUUUUUAGUGGAUGUGUACAUUUAGUUCCUCUCAAGUUCACACAGGGGUCCUAGCAGAGUAACCACAGGUGAAGUUCAAUACAUUAACUAUGGACAUGUUUCACAAAAGUCUGGCAAACAGAAAGUGUCUAAAUGUCUUAAAACAAAUGUUUUAUAAUUUUAAAUCGAACAAACCUAUUUUUUGUGAAAUGUGUGCUUGUGCUGUCUUUCUUUAAAAUAAAUGUUAUUUUGUUACAUAAUGAAAAGACAUUCAUGCAUUUUUAAGUAUGGCUUAAAUGCCCAAGUACUUAUCUGUUAAUGACUUUUUACUGAAAGUUAUUAUAGAGUUUUCCAUGCAAGCUCUUGUUUCAAGUGUUUCAGUCAGGCAUGUUUUUAAAUGACCUCUUGACCUGUAUGUGCUCCUGUGCAUUUGGCUGACAGCUGCAUGUUUUCUCCCAGGGUUAUAGAUGCAGAGAUUGAGACGGAGCCUGUGCAGACAGAUAUUCUCAAGAAGAAAAUCAAGCCAUUUAAAACUCUUGAGGAGGAGACCGAAGAGGAAAAACAAUUCAGGGCUAUAUUUCAGCAGAUCGCUGGAGAUGACAUGCAGAUUAAUGCCAAUGAACACAGGAUUGUCCUUAACAGGGUGGUUGCCAAACAUAAAGAGCUAAAAACAGAGGGUUUCAGUCUGGAAAGCUGCAGAAGUAUGAUUGCACUCAUGGAUACUGAUGGAACAGGCCAUCUAAACCUUCAAGAGUUUAAUCACUUAUGGAACAAGAUUAAAAAAUGGAAAUUGGUGUUCACACGUUACGACACAAUCCAGUACAAAUCCAGUACAAUCAGCAGUUUUGAGAUGAGGAAUGCUCUAACUGAAGCAGGUUUUCAACUCAACAAUCAGCUCUAUGACAUCAUUGCCAUGAGAUAUGCCAAUGAACACCUGGAGCUGGAUUUUGACAGCUACAUUAGCUGCUUAGUACGACUUGAGGGAAUGUUCAGGGCAUUUAGGGCUUUUGACAAGGAUGGAGAUGGCCUUAUCAAGCUGAAUGUUUUUGAGUGGCUUCAACUGACCAUGUAUGCCUAAGGAAAAUAAGUGGACCUUUCCAAUUUUCAGCCUCCAUUAUGUGGAGCAUUACAGAAAGAAAAAGAAGAUUUUAGUCAAUUACAGCACACCGCUGUGGCCUUUCCGUUAGAGAAUGCACACUUUAUAGUGCGAUGAAAAGUUCUAAAUCUUCAGAGGAUUGUGGCCUGGGAAAUCUUCAGAGGAAUCUAGGUUGAUGACGAGCAAUAGGAUGGACCAUUAGCCCAUUAAACUUUUUGGUCUGACUCAACAAACGUUUCCCUGACAUUUUUAGCCUCAGUCUCAUGAGAAUUCAUCACAGUACAAUGAGGAGGCGAAUUCGUACCAAUUCGUGCGAUUUACACAUCAACCAAUCUCAUACACUUCACAAACACGUGUUUUGGAACCCUGAAGUGCUUUCUUCUGUAUUACACAUCAGGGCUUUUAACAUAAUUUAUAUGCUUAUGUUUAUGCUCUGGGUAGGGUAAGGUAUUACACUCUAUGGUUAUGUUCAGAGAUGGGGUUUGGGUUAGAGUUACAAAAACAGUUUUGGAUUAAAUGUACAACUGUUUGUCAAUAAAUGUGUAUCAGUAACGGUUGUAUUUGGUUAGAUUUUAUGAGGUGGAGUGCCACCUCUUUUGUGCAGGCAUUUUCCAUACCCGACAAAGCACCAGCACAAACGCAAUAUCCACAACUGCUUCAGCUCAACAGAGGGAAAACAUGAAGCCUAUCUCUGAAUGAGGCAUUUACAGUUAAUUCUGUAUUCUGUGUUUAGUGUACGUCAUAACUAAAAAAAAAAUAAAUAAAUAAUAAAACUAAA